Molecule: messenger RNA, 2072 nt
Organism: Drosophila persimilis
Lineage: Eukaryota; Metazoa; Arthropoda; Insecta; Diptera; Drosophilidae
Product: protein toll
Exons: 2
Coding region: 242-2023 (593 amino acids)
Biological process (GO): innate immune response; toll-like receptor signaling pathway
Cellular component (GO): membrane
Molecular function (GO): protein binding; transmembrane signaling receptor activity
Source: RefSeq, a predicted model, not a curated record
UGUCGGAAUCAACGGAGAAAAGUGUCCUGAUAAAUGCAUAUGUGCAUACUAUUGGAAUCCUUCUAUUUUCGAUAUAAUUUGUUCAAGAACGAAAAUUCCACCAUUGCCCAUUCCGAUUAUUGGAAAUACGAGUCUAAACUUCUGUGGAAAUGAUCUAGAGGAGCUCCCAAAAAACACAUUAAGUGGAUAUAAUGACAUACAAAAAUUAAAUGUAUCCGAUGAUGGAUUAACGAGUCUUAAAAUGGAUCGACAGCCAAAAAUACUGUUUGCUUUGAAAAUCGAUGGUAAGGAUUUAAAGCAGACGGCCAACCCAUGGAUUUAUUGUGAUGACAAUAUUACGAUGGAGUUUCAGCAUAAUAUGUCUCUUCAAGCACUUCUGGCGAGCUCAGCCCAACUUUUACAUUAUAAUUUGAAUGCACCGUGUUCUGAUGGAUGCUCUUGUUGCUUCAACCGCAGCACAGAUUACUUCGCGAUCAACUGUACGCAUUCCGAUAUGCAAUUGUAUCCUGACCUUCCGCAUUCCCUACCCUACAAUGCCACUUUGCAUCUCGAUAAGAACAGAAUUGCCAGCAUUAAACCAUCAUUGGGUCACGCUUCCCUGAGAAAACUGUAUUUGUUUGAGAACCAAAUAGUGGACUUUCCAUUCCACUUGAUUCCCAAGAACAUCACACAUUUGGAUCUUCGAAAAAACAAGCUGGAGGCUCUCGACGAUCAGGUGGUCGAUUUCUUCAGAGACCGUGAGGGAAGCACCAAGCGGAAGAUCGAACUAUCGGGGAAUCCCUGGACAUGCGACUGCAGAGCAAAGUCCUUCCUUUCAUUUCUGAGGCAGAAGGAACCGCUGGAGUAUAUCGCCGCCCUGGAUCGCUGUAAUAUCUUCCCUUCAGGAACGUGUCCGGAGGCCUGCAUCUGCUGUUUGGAUAAUUCUACAGUGCCUUCAUUGCUUAUCGACUGCAAAUCUAAAGGACUCAAAGCAAUACCUUUAUUACCCACGCUGAUAUCUGGAGAAUCGACCCUUCACUUCGAAGGGAAUUUUCUCGAAUCAUUGCCAUCCAAUUCCCUGCCCGGAUAUGCAAAGUUGGCACAUCUAUACCUGGCCAACAAUCGACUAACUGAGAUCGACCAACUUCCUGAGAACAUAAUAACUCUCGACAUAAGAAACAAUAGCAUUUCGUUGCUGAACAAGCAGAUGCGGGACUUCUUCGACAAGAGAUUAGCCGCCAACUCGCAGCUGAAACUCCUACUCUCUGGGAAUCCUUGGACUUGCACUUGCGAGGAGAAAGACUUCCUAUUCUUUGUGAGAAGUUCGAAGUACAUUGAAAAUCUAAAUGAUAUAUACUGCGGUGGAACGGGAAAGGUCCUGAACCUAAUGGAUGAGAGCGAUCUAUGCCCUUCAGGCUUGGUGCACUAUAUGACUGUCGCCAUUUCCUUCAUGAUAAUAAUCUCAACUAUAAACUUGAUUGUUUACUUCAAGCAGCCACUCCUGAUCUGGUUCUACGAGCACAAUGUAUGUAUGAGCCUCGCCGCCCAGCGGGAGUUCGAAAAACAGAAGAAGUUCGAUGCGUUUCUAUCAUUCACCCACAAGGACGAGGAGCUCAUCGAAGAGUUCGUGGAGAGACUGGAGAAUGGCGCGUACAAGUUCCGACUCUGCUUCUAUCUGCGCGACUGGCUCGUGGGGGUGCCCAUUCCCGAGUGCAUCAGCCAAUCUGUGAAGGACUCGAAGCGCGUCAUCAUCCUGAUGACGAACCACUUCCUGAAGUCGACUUGGGGGCGACUGGAGUUCCGCCUCGCUCUGCAUGCCACCUCCCAGGACCGAUGCAAGCGCCUCAUUGUGGUCCUCUACCCCGAAGUGGAGAACUUUGAUGAUCUCGACAGCGAACUGCGCUCCUACAUGGUGCUGAACACGUAUCUCAAGCGAGAUGACCCCAAUUUCUGGAACAAGCUAGUAUAUUCUAUGCCUCAUAUCAAUGUGCAACAAGAACCUGAUCCAGAGGCAAUAGAGCUGUCUGUCAUUAAUCCCUUUUGAAUUUGUAUCUACAAAAUUGUAUCAAAUAGAACAUUUGCCAUCUUAUGAA